Messenger RNA from Strongylus vulgaris, 267 nucleotides. The record is from the annotation of a GenBank genome assembly. Lineage: Eukaryota; Metazoa; Nematoda; Chromadorea; Rhabditida; Strongylidae.
AUGCUCGAUCAGCCAUACAUGACGGAUCUCAUUGAGGCCAACUCCAUGGGUCAUGAACCAAAUAAGAUUCACAUCUACUCAGCCAGCUGGGGUCCAACAGACGAUGGCAAAACUGUAGACGGCCCAAGAAAUGCUACUAUGAGGGCAAUUGUCAAAGGUGUUAAUGAGGGUCGAAACGGCCUUGGCUCGAUCUUCGUAUGGGCGUCCGGAGAUGGUGGUGAGGAUGAUGAUUGUAACUGUGACGGUUAUGCUGCAUCCAUGUGGACC